GCGGACAAAAGAUGAAGCCAAUGAAGAAGGCAUGUGUCGGCCUCCCGGGUUCUGGCAGUGGCGGCAAGUCCCCACUAGCCACCCGGGCCAAGGCCCUGCGACGGCGAGGGGCUGGGGAGGGAGACAAGCCAGAGGAGGAAGACGAAGAGACGCAGCCGCAGCAGCAGCAUCCGGGGCCAGAAGAGGCUGAGGAGGGUGAGGAGGAGGAGUCCGAGCGGGGCCCUGCGGCUGAGGGGCUGCCCCCGGAGCUGCCCUCUGACGACCCGGCAGCCCCAGGCCCUGCUGAGGACCCCAAGGUAGAGGGGGAGGCGAGCCGCUGGGAGCCCUCUCUCAGCCGGAAGACGGCCACGUUCAAGUCUCGAGCGCCCAAGAAGAAGUAUGUGGAGGAGCAUGGAGCCGGCAGCGGUAGCAGUGGGGCGGCCGGGGCCCCUGAAGAGCGGGCACGGACCCCCGAGGAGGCCGGCACCCUGGGGGUCCCUCCACGGCCACCCACCUCUACCCGUUCCUCUUCCACCGACACAGCCAGCGAGCACUCAGCCGACCUGGAGGAUGAGCCAGCCGAAGCUUGUGGGCCAGGCCCCUGGCCCCCAAGUGGCACCAGUGGUGGCUAUGAUCUGCGGCAGCUGAGGUCCCAGCGGGUGCUGGCCCGGCGUGGUGACGGCCUCUUCCUGCCGGCCGUGGUGCGCCAGGUGCGCCGAAGCCAGGACCUGGGGGUACAGUUCCCUGGGGACCGGGCCCUGACGUUCUACGAGGGGGUACCCGGCGGCGGUGUAGAUGUGGUUUUGGAUGCCACGCCGCCGCCGGGUGCCGUGGUGGUGGGCACAGCUGUCUGUACCUGUGUGGAGCCCGGGGUGGCUGCCUACCGUGAGGGUGUGGUGGUGGAAGUGGCCACCAAGCCAGCUGCCUACAAGGUCCGCCUCAGCCCCGGCCCCAACGCCCAGCCGGGGCCGCCGGCUGCCCUGCCGCAGCCCCCGCAGCUGCCACACCGGGAGCCUGAGGAGGCUGUGUGGGUGGCACGCUCCAGCUUGCGCCUGCUGCGGCCCCCCUGGGAACCUGAGGCCCUGCCGAGGAAGCCCCCUGCGGGCCCCGAGGAGGAGCAGGCUGAGCCAGGGGGCGCCCUGCCCCCCUGCCCUGCUGCCCUGGACCCCAAGCAGCCUGAGGAUGCUGAGGUGUCGAAGAUCAGCUUUGGUGGCAACCUGGGGACUUGCGAGGAGGGCGAGGAGAAGCACCCGCCGGCCCUGGGCACACCGGCCCUGCUCCCGCUGCCCCCGCCCCAGCUCCUGUCGCCGCCACCCAAGUCCCCAGCUUUCGCGGGCCCGGGCCACCCUGGGGAGCAGCCCUCACCCUGCCAGGAGGGGAGCCAGGGUGGCAGCCGGAGCAGCAGCGUGGCCUCUUUGGAGAAGGGGGCUGCGCCAGCCGCCCGGGCCCGCACACCGCUGACCGCCGCCCAGCAGAAGUAUAAGAAGGGUGACGUGGUCUGCACGCCCAACGGAAUCCGCAAGAAAUUCAAUGGCAAGCAGUGGCGCCGGCUGUGCUCCCGAGAUGGCUGCAUGAAGGAGUCUCAGCGGCGGGGCUACUGCUCGCGCCACCUGUCCAUGCGAACCAAGGAGAUGGAGGGCCUGGCGGACAGUGGCCCUGGUGGGACCGGACGGCCAGCAGGCGUGGCGGCGCGUGAGGGCAGCACCGAAUUUGACUGGGGUGACGAAACAUCGAGGGACAGUGAGGCCAGCAGCGUGGCGGCCCGCGGGGACUCGCGCCCACGCCUGGUGGCUCCUGCUGACCUGUCCCGCUUUGAGUUUGAUGAGUGUGAGGCGGCCGUGAUGCUGGUGUCGUUGGGCAGCUCUCGCUCUGGCACACCCUCCUUCUCUCCCGUGUCUACGCAGUCGCCCUUCUCACCUGCCCCAUCGCCCUCCCCGUCGCCACUCUUUGGCUUCCGCCCCGCCAACUUCAGCCCCAUCAAUGCCUCACCAGUCAUCCAACGCACUGCUGUCCGCAGCCGCCAUCUGAGCGCCAGCACCCCAAAGGGAGGCGUGCUGACACCACCAGACCUGGGCCCCCACCCACCGCCGCCUGCCCCCAGAGAGCGCCAUUCUUCUGGCAUCCUACCCACCUUCCAGACCAACCUGACCUUCACCGUGCCCAUCAGCCCCGGGCGGAGAAAGACCGAGCUGCUGCCCCACCCAGGGGCCUUGGGGGCCCCUGGCGCAGGGGGCGGAGGAGCCACCCAGGACUUCCCCAAGAGCGACAGCCUAGACUCUGGUGUGGACUCCGUGUCCCACACACCUACACCCUCCACACCGGCUGGCUUCCGGGCUGUGUCACCUGCCGUGCCCUUCUCCCGCUCCCGCCAGCCCUCGCCAUUGCUGUUGUUGCCCCCGCCUGCUGGCCUGACCUCGGAUCCUGGGCCUUCUGUGCGCAGGGUUCCUGCUGUGCAGCGGGACUCACCUGUCAUUGUUCGCAACCCCGACGUGCCGCUGCCCUCCAAAUUCCCUGGGGAGGUGAGCACUGCUGGCGAGGCGCGGGCAGCGGGACCUGGGCGGGGCUGCCGAGAGACCCCGGUGCCCCCUGGGGUGGCCAGUGGGAAGCCUGGCCUGCCCCCACCUCUGCCAGCCCCCGUGCCCAUCACCGUGCCUCCAGCUGCGCCGACUGCCGUGGCCCAGCCGAUGCCCACCUUUGGCCUGGCUUCUUCACCCUUCCAGCCGGUGGCGUUCCACCCCUCACCUGCUGCCCUAUUGCCCGUCCUGGUGCCCAGCAGCUACACCAGCCAUCCUGCCCCCAAAAAGGAAGUCAUCAUGGGCCGACCUGGGACAGGUAAGAGAUGCGGGUGGAAUGGCUGGGUGAAGGCUCAUUUGGGACGGGGCCACUGGCAAACUGGCUCUCCAGAGAGUGGUGGCUGGUACCUCUUCUGCCACGUAGCCCAGGAUUUUCAAACUUCUUUUGCCCAGUAUCUAGAGAUAUUUGUGGCUGUCUCGGUCAGUCUGGGUGCCACUAAAAGGCUUCUUGAUUCUGUGACACCUCUCUCCUUAUAUUCUGCAGUGUCCUCGGAGCUCCUGUCUGUUGCAGCCCAGACACUCUUGAGCUCGGAUACCAAGGCUCCAGGGAGCGGCCCCUGUGGGACAGAGCGUCUGCACGCAGUGGGGGGACCUGGCUCGGCCCGGCCCCGAGCCUUCUCCCACAGUGGGGUCCACAGCCUGGAUGGUGGAGAAGUAGAUAGCCAGGCACUACAGGAACUGACUCAGAUGGUGUCUGGCCCUGCAUCCUAUUCUGGUCCAAAGCCUUCCGCCCAGUAUGGGGCUCCAGGCCCCUUCUCAGCCUCCAGUGAGGGAGGUGCCCUGGCGGCCAGUGGCCGACCCCCGCUGCUGCCUACCCGGGCCUCCCGUUCUCAGCGUGCAGCCAGUGAGGACAUGACCAGUGACGAGGAACGCAUGGUCAUCUGCGAGGAGGAAGGAGACGAUGAUGUCAUUGCUGACGACGGCUUCGGCGCCACUGACAUUGACCUCAAGUGCAAGGAGCGGGUGACUGACAGUGAGAGCGGAGACAGCUCUGGGGAGGACCCAGAGGGCAGCAAGGGCUUUGGCCGGAAGGUCUUCUCACCUGUGAUUCGUUCCUCCUUUACCCACUGCCGCCCACCGCUGGACCCUGAGCCCCCAGGGCCCCCGGAUCCACCACCUCCAGCCUUUGGCAAAGGCUUUGGGCCCACCCCAUCAUCCUCCUCCUCGUCGUCACCUGCCUCCUCCUCAGCCUCAGCGGCCACCUCCUUCCCACUGGGCUCAGGGACCUUCAAGGCCCAGGAGUCAGGUCAGGGCAGCACGGCAGGCCCACUACGGCCCCCACCCCCUGGGGCUGGGGGCCCAGUGACACCUUCCAAGGCCACCCGUUUCCUCCCAACGGAUCCUGCCACCUUCCGGCGCAAGAGACCUGAAAGUGUGGGAGGCUUGGAGCCACCAGGUCCCUCAGUCAUUGCGGCACCUCCUGGCGGGGGUGGAAGUGUCCUGCAGACGCUGGUUCUGCCCCCAAAUAAGGAGGAACGGGAAGGCAGCGGAACCCGCAUGCCCUCGGCCCCAGCCCCAUCACUGGCCUAUGGAGCCCCAGCAGCCCCCCUGUCCCGCCCAGCUGCUACCAUGGUCACCAAUGUGGUGCGGCCUGUCAGUAGCACUCCUGUGCCCAUCGCUUCUAAGCCCUUCCCCGCCUCUGGCCGGGCUGAGGCAUCUCCAAAUGACACAGCGGGUGCCAGGACUGAGCCGGUCACAGGGUCCCGGGCACCUGGGAGCUCCCCGCUGGGCGUAAACUUAGUGUAUUCGGACAAGAAGUCGGCAGCAGCCACCUCGCCAGCCCCGCAUCUGGUGGCUGGGCCCCUCCUGGGCACUGUGGGGAAGGCCCCUGCCACAGUCACCAACCUGCUGGUGGGCACACCCGGUUAUGGGGCCCCAGCGCCCCCUGCUGUUCAGUUCAUAGCCCAGGGGACCCCGGGCAGUGGGGCCACUACAGGCUCAGGAGCAGGUGCUGGGAGUGGCCCCAAUGGGCCAGUGCCUCUGGGCAUCCUGCAGCCAGGUGCCUUGGGCAAGGCUGGAGGCAUCACCCAGGUGCAGUACAUCCUGCCCACGCUGCCCCAGCAGCUUCAGGUGGCGCCUGCCCCAGCACCAGCCCCUGGGACCAAGGCAGCAGCUCCCAGUGGCCCCGCACCCGCCAGCAUCCGUUUCACCCUCCCACCGGGCACCUCCACCAACGGCAAAGUUCUGGCGGCCACCGCACCCACUCCUGGCAUCCCCAUCCUGCAGUCCGUACCCUCCGCCCCGCCCCCCAAAGCCCAAUCGGUUUCUCCUGUGCAGGCCCCGCCCCCGGGUGGCUCAGCCCAGCUGCUACCCGGGAAGGUACUGGUGCCCCUGGCAGCCCCUAGCAUGUCCGUGCGGGGUGGAGGGGCUGGCCAGCCAUUGCCCCUGGUGAGCCCUCCUUUCUCAGUACCUGUGCAGAAUGGAGCCCAGCCACCCAGCAAGAUCAUCCAGCUGACGCCGGUGCCUGUGAGCACACCCAGCGGCCUGGUGCCGCCCCUCAGCCCAGCCACACUCUCCGGACCCACCUCACAGCCUCAGAAGGUCCUGCUGCCCUCCUCCACCAGAAUCACCUACGUGCAGUCGGCAGGUGGGCACGCAUUGCCCCUGGGCACCAGCCCUACGUCCAGCCAGGCUGGAACAGUCACCUCGUAUGGGCCCACGAGUUCAGUAGCCCUAGGCUUCACCUCGCUGGGGCCCAGCGGACCCGCCUUCGUGCAGCCCCUGCUUUCAGGCCAAGCCCCGCUUCUGACUCCUGGCCAGGUGGGCGUGUCGCCCGUGCCUAGCCCCCAGCUGCCGCCCACCUGCACCACCCCCGGAGGUCCCGUCAUCACGGCGUUUUACCCUGGCAGCCCUGCACCCACGUCCUCAGCACCCCUGGCCCAGCCGUCUCAGGCUCCCCCCGGCCUGGUCUACACCGUGGCCACUAGCACCACCCCACCUACUGCCACCAUCCUGCCCAAGGGCCCACCAGCCCCAGCCACUGCCACCCCGGCCCCUACUAGCCCUUUCCCUAAUGCCACAGCAGGCUCCAUGACCUACAGUUUAGUGGCCCCCAAGGCCCAGCGGCCCACCCCCAAGGCCCCCCAGAAAGUGAAGGCGGCCAUCGCCAGCAUUCCCGUGGGUUCCUUUGAGGCAGGUGCCCCUGGGCGGUCAGGCCCUGCAGCCCGGCAGCCCUUGGAGCCUGGCCCAGCCCGGGAGCCCCCUACCCCUGAGUCAGAGCUUGAGGGGCAGCCUACGACACCGGUCCCUCCACCACCCCCAGAGACCUGGGCUCCCACAGCCCGGAGCAGCCCCCCACCGCCCCCGCCUGCUGAGGAGCGGACAAGCACCAAGGGUCCUGAGACCAUGGCCAGCAAAUUCCCCAGCUCGUCUUCAGACUGGCGAGUCCCUGGACUGGGUCUGGAGAGCCGUGGGGAGCCUCCCACCCCUCCCAGCCCAGCGCCAGCUCCGGCCCCAGCCCCUGGCAGCAGCAGCAGCAGCAACGAGGGCAGCAGUGGGAGGGCAGCCGGGGACACCCCCGAGCGCAAGGAGGCCGCUGGUACCGGCAAGAAGGUGAAGGUGCGGCCCCCGCCCCUGAAGAAGACCUUUGACUCUGUGGACAAGGUCCUGUCGGAGGUGGACUUCGAAGAGCGCUUUGCUGAGCUGCCCGAGUUCCGGCCGGAGGAGGUGCUGCCUUCGCCGACCCUGCAGUCUCUGGCCACCUCGCCCCGGGCCAUCCUGGGCUCCUACCGCAAGAAGAGGAAGAACUCCACUGACCUAGACUCAGCCCCCGAGGACCCCACUUCGCCUAAGCGCAAGAUGAGGAGACGCUCCAGUUGCAGCUCAGAGCCCAACACCCCUAAGAGUGCCAAGUGCGAGGGGGACAUCUUCACCUUUGACCGUACAGGUACGGAAGCCGAGGAUGUGCUCGGGGAGCUGGAAUACGAGAAGGUGCCAUACUCCUCACUGCGGCGCACUCUGGACCAGCGCCGGGCCCUGGUCAUGCAGCUCUUCCAGGACCAUGGCUUCUUCCCAUCAGCCCAGGCCACGGCAGCCUUCCAGGCCCGCUACGCAGACAUCUUCCCCUCCAAGGUCUGUUUGCAGUUGAAGAUCCGCGAGGUGCGCCAGAAGAUCAUGCAGGCGGCCACUCCCACGGAGCAGCCCCCUGGAGCCGAGGCCCCCCUCCCCGGACCGCCCCCCACUGGCACUGCUGCUGCCCCUGUCCCCACUCCCAGCCCUGCUGGGGGCCCUGACCCCACCUCACCUGGCUCGGACUCUGGCACAGCUCCGUUUGGGGCGGAAUGA
Ailuropoda melanoleuca (giant panda) is the source of this 6836-nucleotide messenger RNA. It is a transcript of the gene CIC, whose product is annotated as capicua transcriptional repressor. Lineage: Eukaryota; Metazoa; Chordata; Mammalia; Carnivora; Ursidae. The coding region runs from base 12 to 6836 and encodes 2274 amino acids. The record is from RefSeq and is a predicted model, not a curated record. Gene Ontology annotation, cellular component: nucleus. Gene Ontology annotation, molecular function: DNA-binding transcription factor activity, RNA polymerase II-specific; RNA polymerase II transcription regulatory region sequence-specific DNA binding. Gene Ontology annotation, biological process: regulation of transcription by RNA polymerase II. The transcript is spliced from 16 exons.